This is a messenger RNA of Racocetra persica, 183 nucleotides long. NCBI's taxonomy places the organism in Eukaryota, Fungi, Glomeromycota, Glomeromycetes, Diversisporales, Gigasporaceae. The record is from the annotation of a GenBank genome assembly.
UGUUUUUGGGUUUACAAACUGCUUUUUUCACACUCUUAUUGAUUCCUCCUCCAAUCGCAUUUGUUUUGGCUUUUAUAGCUUGUAUAAUUGAAUCUGUCAUUUUUGUUCUUAUAUUUUAUCUUGUUGCUACUCCAUCUUGGCAAGAUAAAUUGUUUGACAAUGUUUUGAGGUUAAAAGGAUUAG